GAGACGCGCGUGAAUGUGUCUGCUAAUGUGACCGGAUUCAAUACGAGAGAGAGAGACAUGUGUGUUGUUUAACAGUUGAUUUCUUCAGCGUUUGUUAUUUUAUUAUUAAAAAUAAUCAGGUAUUGAACCGAUGGCCCUCGGCUCACCAACCUCCCCUAAGGCCGGGGCUCAGUUUUUACCAGGUUUUCUGAUGGGUGACCUGCCUGCACCAGUCACACCUCAACCCAGAUCUUUUGGGUUGACAGGAGUUGGGGCAGAAACGAAGUCUCCUCUGCUGGCUGGUGGGUCUCCUCCACAGCUCGUUGUGCCAACACCCAAAGACAAGAGUGGAGCACCUCCUGUCAGAAGCAUUUAUGAUGACUUCAACUGCUCUGGUGGUGUGGGAAUGUCACCUCUUGCUGCUGGCAAACAACCAUUUGCUGGAGUGAAUACACCAUUUUCUGGGCUACCAGGGACACCAGGAACCGCUUCUAAUCUGUUUAGUCCUCUGGGACAACAGAGGAAGACAACACUCUCCCCAGCUCAAGUCGAUCCCUUCUUCACACAAGGAGAUACUUUGUCCUCUGAAGACCAGCUGGAUGACACUUGGGUCACCGUGUUUGGGUUUCCACCAGCAUCUGCUUCAUACAUCCUUUUACAGUUUGCACAGUAUGGAAACAUAUUAAAACAUGUAAUGUCUAAUACAGGCAAUUGGAUGCACAUUCAAUAUCAGUCUAAACUACAGGCACGAAAAGCUCUUAGUAAAGAUGGCAAGAUAUUUGGAGAAGCCAUAAUGAUUGGAGUAAAACCAUGUAUCGAUAAGAGUGUAAUGGAGGGCUCAGACAAAGCCAGCACUUCAAGUUCAGUGUUCACACCCCCAUUAAAGGCUUACGGAACCCCCAGUCACCCUGUUUCAACUCCUCGGUCUGUCAUGAGACCACUCAGUGCAGCUUACAAAGCAUCCAGUAGUGACUACCAGGUUGUGUCAGAUCAACAGACACCAAAAAAGGAUGACAGUUUUGUAUCAAAAGCGAUGGAGUACAUGUUUGGAUGGUAACUGUUCGCUCACGGGUCCUGAUGAAAAGCUCUGAAACCAUCAACAAGCCUCACUUGUGUUGACUUUGGGUUUUGGAGUGAAUGCAAGAGCACUUUAUCUCUAUGAUUAAUUGACUUUGCGUGCUGUAUUAUGGUAGAUGCACUCUUGAGUGUUUCACAUGGAUUUCAGCUGAUUUCAGCUGCUGUGUUUGGUUUGUAUCAGCCUUCCCUAAACAGGCCUCAAAAUCAUACAAUUGAACGAUGAACUGCUGAGCAUUGAGUGUGCCUGAUCCUAUCAAAACAUGCAAUCUGCCAGAAAUCUUUAUGCUAGAAAUAGAUCUAUCUGUACAAAAUCUUGACUUCUGAUUUUCAUAGUAUGUGGUUAUGGUCUGCUUUAUGGGUUAUGUAGAAGAAUGAAAGAGAUUGGGUAACACCUUUUGCGUUAUGAGAUCAAGGAUUUAAUCUUCAUUAGGUUAUACCUCUUGUUUUUAGGUUAUUGUGGGUUUUCACUAAUUUAUCAAUUGUUUUAAUGAAACGGGAAAUGCAUUUUUAGAAAUUCUUUAAUAAACACGCUGUGUGA
Triplophysa rosa is the source of this 1594-nucleotide messenger RNA. RefSeq names its product nucleoporin 35 (gene nup35). Gene Ontology annotation, cellular component: nuclear pore central transport channel; nuclear pore nuclear basket; nuclear membrane. Gene Ontology annotation, molecular function: single-stranded DNA binding; phospholipid binding; structural constituent of nuclear pore. Lineage: Eukaryota; Metazoa; Chordata; Actinopteri; Cypriniformes; Nemacheilidae. The record is from RefSeq and is a predicted model, not a curated record. The transcript has 9 exons. Gene Ontology annotation, biological process: regulation of DNA-templated transcription; NLS-bearing protein import into nucleus; nuclear pore organization. Bases 131 to 1036 code for a protein of 301 amino acids.